Molecule: messenger RNA, 1197 nt
Organism: Rotaria sp. Silwood2
Lineage: Eukaryota; Metazoa; Rotifera; Eurotatoria; Philodinida; Philodinidae
Source: the annotation of a GenBank genome assembly
AUGGCUCAAUAUCAACCGACUGUUUUAAUUACUACUCAACAUGCUCAACCAUGGACAAUCAGCGCUUUUAAUGGACUAAAUGGUAAUGUUCUUCUUACAUUUAAAUGUGAUGCACCUAUUGCAUGUCAUGGUCUAUUGUGUUCUCGUGAUCAUAUCUAUGCUGCUGCUAUUGAUCGUCCUUCAAUUUAUGUUUGGAAAUUAAAUAGUCGAAAUCGAGAUUAUAAAAAAAUAACAGUUGCAGGACCUAUUAGUUCAAUGACAUUUACUCGUGAUUCAACUAUCUUGGCUUGUGCAAUAGGAAAUAAAAUAUUUCUUUAUAAACUUGAUAAUGGUCAACAUUUAAUAACACUUUCAGCACAUAUUCGAACAAUAAAUCAUUUAUUAUUUGAUGAAGAUCAAGAUUGUUUAAUAUCCGUUGGUGAAGAUAAUCUUAUUCAUCGAUGGAAUAUUGAAGAAAUAAAUCCUGAUCGAAAUUUGGAUAUUUCUCCAACAAAAUCAUUUCAAGGUCAUACAGGUCCAAUUCAUGAUCUUUGUCAAAUAUCAAUUGGAAAAUUUCAUUUACUUUUAACUGCUUCGAGUGAUCUUAGUGUUCGAUUAUGGGAUAUUGUCACAGGCAAAUGUUUAUGUACAUUUUUAUUUCCUAAUGAAAUUCAUUCAAUAUGUGUAUCAUCAUUUUCUUCAACAAUUUAUUGUGGUACAGAUACUGGUACAAUUUUUAUUGUUUCAUUACGAACAUUAACAACACAAUUUGGAGGAAUUCAACAUCAAAAUCCAACGAUAACAAUUGAUAAUAAUAAUUCAAAACAAUUAAAUCAUCAUCAAGGUUCUGUUAUAUCACUUCGAUUAAGUUCCGAUGAACAGAUUUUAUAUUCUGGUAGUCUUGAUAAAGAUUGUGUCAUGUGGGAUUUAUCAUCUGGACAAAUACGAUUUAAAAAAUCAUGUUCAAGUCCUAUAACAAAUAUUCUUCUUGCUAAAAUUGAUACUGAUGAUAUUAAUGAAGGAUCAACUAUUUCUAUUCCAUUUAGUAAUUUUUCGAAUGAAACUAAUGGUGAAGUUGUAGCACAUACUCUUGCAACUCAAAAUAGUUCUAUGCAAAGAUCAAUAUCUAAUCAAGAUUCUAUAAAAUUCAUUCCUAUGCCACCGCUGAAUGGUGAAUCAGAUGAAUCAGCAACUAUGGCAGCACCAACAUUUGUUUAA